Messenger RNA from Danaus chrysippus (African queen), 1359 nucleotides. NCBI's taxonomy places the organism in Eukaryota, Metazoa, Arthropoda, Insecta, Lepidoptera, Nymphalidae. The record is from the annotation of a GenBank genome assembly.
AUGUACUGCUCGGAUGUUGUUUAUUAUAUAUCUCUAGGAGUUUGCAUUUCUCUCGGCAGCUGCUAUAAAAAAAUUACUAAUAAUGAAAUGAAAAAGAAUUACGGAACAGGGCUUGGAUUGUUGCUCGUCUGUUUAAUAUGUGGAACUUCAAUUUAUCAUUCCGUGUUAAUGGUGUGGGGUAAUAUCGUAAUUAUUAAAUGUUGCGACCGAAGAUAUUUACAUCAAAUCAGCAUGGCUUAUACGUGGCUCUAUUUGUUGUACCUACAUUCGUAUGUGAUUAAUGAUUACAUUAUAUGGAUACAUCAAUCAAUGGCCUUAAAACUUGUCGGAUUAGCGUUUGAAAUGAAUGCGGCUCAUGUCAAGACGGAAGGAAAGACUCCUGUGUCGAAAAUUAAUCUUCGUGAUAUGGAUAACAUUCCGCCUGACCCAAGCGCAGCUGAUAUCAUAGCAUAUGCGUUUUAUUUUAUUGGACUCCAUAGAGGUCCUUACUAUAGAUAUAAAAUAUUUAACGAUCACUUCGAAAAUACGUUUGGACUUUUAGGAGAUUGCAGAAUUAUAACAGAACAAAAACUUAAAAAAGCAUUAGUUUGCGUUAUGGGGUACAUAAUUAUAAGCAAGAAUUAUUCUCCAGAGUUGUAUUACAAAGAUAUAUUCUAUACAAACUAUGGGGCAGACUCUCGUUAUUUGUACAAUAUUCCGCAGCUAGUGUUAAAUGUUCUUGAGUAUGAGGCUAUCAUGAUGUUGAGUACCAGUGUCUUCACGGAAACUGGUUUUGGAGUGUACCCAGCAAAAUGUCAACCUGUACCUGGUUAUGGACCCAGUGCCCAAUUUAGUUUUCUUACACUAGCGUCCGCGUCUCCAGAAAUAGCUAUUGAAGAGGAAUAUAACUUUUCAAUGCUUAAAUGUUUUGAUAACGAACGUUUGAUUCUUGGGCCGAAAAUGAGGAUGACGAUGAGAGCUUUUGACAUGCCUACUCGGUUCUGGUUUUGGGCUUACGUGCAGAAAAGCUUCCUAAAAUCCAAUAAGGAAGUCAGAAGCGCCUUUUCUUUUUUAGCAUGGACCGUGUGGUAUGGGCCUACGAUACCUAAGUUCAUAAUUUCUUCGACAUUGUGGGUGUACGUGCAUCUUGAAGAGGAGUAUAGUAUUUUGUAUAAUACGUCUGGUCCUAUGAAGUUACCUUGGGAUAUAGGUUUUUCGAUCAUGAGAAUAUUCUGCCUCCUGUAUCUGACACCGUGCUUCACUGUUAAAGAGACGCAUAUUGUACUUAAAUAUUAUAAUUCAAUAUUUUGGGUCUUCCAUUUCAUACUGCUGCUCAUGAUGAUCCUCUCUAUAAUACUGUACAAAACAAAACGUGAAUGA